AUGUUGAGUCCAAUGCAAACAAACUAUGAAUCUUUAAUUACAGUCACUGAAUUAACUUGUGAUACUUGGGUUCCAGAGAAUUUUUAUCAAACUCUUUCAAGAUCUCGUAAUUUAGAAAGUUUGCAUAUUUACCACCCUCAACGUGAUUCCGAUGUUGUUGAUUUGGCACUCCUUAUUAAACACCAAACUGGAGGGAUACAACAUAUCAAACUUUCCGAUUCUGGUGCCAACAUAACAAUGUUGUUAGAAAGCUUCGGUACUCAAGCCUCAACUUUGUCUACACUCAGACUUUAUCGAACUAACCUUACAAAUAAGGGACUAGAUGCGUUAGGGAAACUUGUUAAUUUAAAUUCUUUAGAAUUAGAUAUGUGUAGAUUUUUAUUAUGUUUCCCUUAUAAAGCUCCAGACCUUUUAUGGCCGAAAUUAAAGAGAUUACAUUUAUCCGAAACGGAGGAUUUUGUUGACAUACCAGCCAUUAUUGUAAUUAUAACCAAGGUAUUAUUGGGUUUGGAUGAAUUGUUAUUACAUCAUCAUCUUAAGCAUAAUGAUAUAAUACAAAAAACUGUUAUUAAAACUGUUAUUAAUCAAUUACCCAAUGUAAGACAGUAUGACAUUUCCCCAAACUGGCUUUUUACUAAGGUUGCUAAUAAAGUUUAA
Messenger RNA from Racocetra fulgida, 657 nucleotides. Lineage: Eukaryota; Fungi; Glomeromycota; Glomeromycetes; Diversisporales; Gigasporaceae. The record is from the annotation of a GenBank genome assembly.